AUGCAGCACGAACUCAAAAUUCUCACCCCCAUCGGCAUGCUCGGCUACGGCUUCGACGAAGCCCUCUUCUGGUCCGCUGUUUCUGACGGCGUCGAUGCCAUCAUCUGCGACUCUGGAUCUACCGACAGCGGGCCAGCCCGACUCGCCCUGGGCACCAUGUCCGGCUCCCGAGACGGGUAUGCCGCCGAGCUCGAGAAAUUCCUGCUCGCGGCGCAUCAUUUCCACGUUCCGGUUCUGAUUGGCAGUGCCGGUGGUGACGGAGCGAAUGCUCAUGUGGAUGUUUUCGUGGAUAUUAUUCAUGAGAUUGUUGCCCGGUUGCAUCUGAGACCGAUGAAGGUGGUGAAGAUUUAUGCGGAGGUUUCGAAGGAUGUUGUGAGGGAGGAGUUGGAUGCGGGGAGGAUUGUGUCUUGUGGGGAGGCGGUUCCGGAGUUACAGCGGAGUGAUGUGGAGGAUGCGAGUCGGAUUGUGGCGCAGAUGGGCAUGGAGUCGUAUCUGAAGGCUAUGGAUGAGCACCCUGAUUUUGAUGUCAUUAUUGGUGGUCGCUCGUAUGAUCCUGCUCCGUAUGCUGCGUUCUGUGUGCACAAGGGGUUCACGAAUCUGGAUAUUGCGUGGCAUAUGGGCAAGAUCAUGGAGUGUGGGGCGUUAUGUGCGAAGCCUAAGAGUCGCGAAGCGCUGGCCAUUGUUCGACAUGAUAGCUUUGAUAUCCGGCCGUUGAAUCCAUCCAGUCGGUGUACGGCUGUCUCGGUCGCUGCGCAUACGCUGUAUGAGAAGACACGACCGGAUCUUCUGGUUGGACCGGGAGGCUCGCUCCAUCUGAACGAUACGACCUAUGAAGAGUUGCCGGAUAAUCGCACGGUUCGGGUCCGGGGAGCCAAAUUUGUGCCAGUGGAACAAGGCGGAUAUACGGUUAAGCUGGAGGCGGCUCGAACCCACGGAUAUCACAGCUGCUUCUUUGGUGGAUUUACUGACCCUAUUUUGGUCGCGCAAAUUGAUCCUUUCAUUCAGACCGUCAGAGAUCAUGUUGCCUCGGUGUGCAAAUUCGAGUAUGAUCUCAAGUUGACGACUUAUGGCGCGAGGAACGAGAUCAGCAUCACCCGGGUGAUUCACGCCGCACGCGUUGGUUGCAUGCAUGGCUCAUAUCUCGGACAAGUGGCAACCUCUGGCAAUUUCGCCAUGCCUUGUGCGCCUCUUGACAUUCCGAUGGGAAGAGUGUGUGAAUUCUGCAUUUAUCACCUCAUGCCAGUGGACGAUCCAACUGCUUUGUUCCCGAUAUUUGCAGAGACGACACAGCAUAAUUCCGAUGGGGAACCCCCGGCCCUGGUCAUUCCAGCGUAUUCUCCAAGAGGUUUCCAGUCUGCAUCAUAUGCGGAGCAUGAGAACAACCUACUAAGACCUACAAUAUUGAGCCCUCCUGCUCCACCUGGCAUGCGCUAUUUGGGUGAGUUUGCAUCGGUGAUUCGCUCCAAAAAUGCCGGGCCGUAUGAGCUGACAUUCGACAUCAUGUUUGAUUCCUUGGCCAAAUACUUCUUUGCCAAGUCAUCGGGCGUACUGGACGUUUCAAAGUUUGCAGAGCUGUAUGCUAUCAAGGUAUCUGAUAUCGUGGCAGCAGUUUGGUGGGAACCGGCAAUGGCCCUGAAGGUGACUGUCAAGCGCCCGAUUGUUUCGGGGCGAUUUGGAGAAACAGAUACACAUGGAAGUUGCCAGCAUGCUGGGCUUCUGCGGGUUUUGAUUCCCGCUAUGGAAGAGGCUUGA
Messenger RNA from Aspergillus ibericus CBS 121593, 1752 nucleotides. RefSeq lists its product as uncharacterized. The transcript is spliced from 2 exons. NCBI's taxonomy places the organism in Eukaryota, Fungi, Ascomycota, Eurotiomycetes, Eurotiales, Aspergillaceae. The coding region runs from base 1 to 1752 and encodes 583 amino acids. The record is from RefSeq and is a predicted model, not a curated record.